Molecule: messenger RNA, 1512 nt
Organism: Ramularia collo-cygni
Lineage: Eukaryota; Fungi; Ascomycota; Dothideomycetes; Mycosphaerellales; Mycosphaerellaceae
Product: probable aldehyde dehydrogenase A
Exons: 1
Coding region: 1-1512 (503 amino acids)
Molecular function (GO): aldehyde dehydrogenase (NAD+) activity
Source: RefSeq, a predicted model, not a curated record
AUGGCGUCCGCAAAGUACGAACAGCAGUCGCUCUACUAUGGUGGCAAACGUGAGACCACAACGGAGACCUUCACAAGCAUAGAUCCAUCAACCAACAAGCCGAUUGCGGAGAUAUGUAAAGCAGACAAAUCCUCCAUCGAUGCAGCAAUUCGUUCGGCCAAAGAUGCUUUCCCAUCAUGGUCUGCCACACCACCAAUGGAAAGAUCAAGAAUACUGCUCAAAGCCGUAGCACUGCUUCGCCAACGCAAUGAUGAGUUGGCCACAAUAGAGACUCACGACACCGGAAAGGCCUUCUCGGAAACUAGUGCCGUAGAUGUGGUGACUGGAGCGGAUGUCCUGGAGUACUAUGCUAAUCUCGUAGCAUCCGGCGGUCUGAAUGGAGAGACUACUAAGCUACGACGUGAUGCUUGGGUAUACACAACCAAGGCACCCUUGGGAGUGUGCGCGGGCAUUGGAGCCUGGAACUACCCCAUUCAGAUCGCGCUUUGGAAGUCCGCGCCAUGCCUCGCUGCGGGUAACUGUAUGGUAUACAAGCCUUCAGAAUUCACCCCUCUCCACGCUCUCAAGCUGGCCGAGAUCUAUACUGAAGCCGGCGUGCCACCUGGUGUUUUCAACGUUGUGCAAGGCCCAGGCGACGUCGGCGCUAUGCUCACCUCCCACCCGGACAUCGCCAAGGUCUCUUUCACCGGUCAGGUAUCGACAGGAAGCAAAGUCGCAGGCUCUGCAGCGGCAGGCAUGAAAUAUGUAACUAUGGAGUUGGGCGGCAAGUCGCCCUGUAUCAUUCUCCCAGACGCCGAGAUCGACAAUGCUGUGAACGGGGCUCUGCUCGCCAACUUCUUCUCCACUGGCCAGGUGUGCACAAACGGCACUCGGGUAUUUGUCCCAAAGUCCAUGCUAUCUGCUUUCGAGAAGCGCCUACUCGAGGAAGUUGGCAACAUCCGUGCUGGUGACCUUUUCGAUCCGAGUACCAACUUCGGGCCGCUUGUGUCUCAAGUGCACCAGCAGAAAGUGCUUCGGUACAUCAAACACGGUAUCGAGGUCGACAAGGCGAAGCUCAUCUCCGGCGGUCUGGGUGUGCCCGACCUUCCCUCUACGGCCUCCAAGGAGGGCUUCUGGGUGAAGCCAACCAUAUUCACAAACUGUACAGAUGAUAUGCUUAUCGCGACCGAUGAGAUCUUCGGACCCGUCAUGUGCAUUCUGCCUUAUGAUGACUCCGCCGAUUCUUGGGUAGAGAAUCUCGUGAGUCGUGCUAACAACACGCAAAUGGGUCUGGCGGCGGGCAUCUUUACCCAGAACAUAGAUCUUGGUCACAGGAUCGUUGAGCAACUUUCAGCCGGCAUUACUUGGAUCAAUACUUGGGGAGAGUCACCAGCGGAGAUGCCAGUGGGUGGAUGGAAAUUAAGCGGAUUGGGAGUCGAAAAUGGCCCUAGAGGGCUGGAGAACUGGGUGCAAAACAAAAGCACGCUGGUGGAGAUGGCUGGAAAGGUCGCUACUGCUUUCCCAAAGCUAUGA